AUGUCAGCUAACCAGAUAAUAGGCAAGACUUCUAGAUGGCUGAGAGAUAUAGGCAGCUAUCUCCCUUCUUCUUUAAGAACUUGUUCUCAAGAAGAGUUUAUAAUGCAGUCUCUGGGCAUCGAAGAUUAUUCUCCAACUGAAGCAGUCCAAAUCCAAUUAAUUAAAUGGAGUAAACCUGACGCAAGAUGGCUAAAGGUAAACAUAGAUGGUUCUAUUGGGGGAAAUCUGGGCACAGGAGGAGGAGGAGGGGGAAUAUGCAGAGACCAUAGGGGCGAGCUCAUUGUUGGUUUCCACAAUAGCUAUGGUAGGGUCACAAACACCUAUGUAGAAGCUCAAGCAAUGGCAGACAGAUUGCAAAUCUGUAAAAAUAUGGGCCUGUCAAACAUUAUUGUAGAGUCUGAUUCUUGA
Magnolia sinica is the source of this 408-nucleotide messenger RNA. RefSeq lists its product as uncharacterized. The transcript has a single exon. Gene Ontology annotation, molecular function: nucleic acid binding; RNA-DNA hybrid ribonuclease activity. The record is from RefSeq and is a predicted model, not a curated record. NCBI's taxonomy places the organism in Eukaryota, Viridiplantae, Streptophyta, Magnoliopsida, Magnoliales, Magnoliaceae. Bases 1 to 408 code for a protein of 135 amino acids.